CUAUAUUUUAAGGUAAAAAACACACAGUCUCCAUGAGAAAGCGACUUCGCUCACACUUUGGCUGGCUUUAUCCCAUUGCCGAUUCGGGGCGUGCCUCCAACUCUGCAUCACUUAAAGGGACCGGCUCAAAAAGGCACAGCGUCGGAAAGACCGCGAAGGUGAGCGCCCGGCAGGGAAAACCGCAAAGAUGAACCUCUCGGCUUCGUGCGGGCUCCUUCUACUCGCGAUGGCCGCGGCGGUGGGCUCGUCCCAUGCCCGCCGCUACAGUCCCGACUGGUCAUCGCUGGACACUCGGCCUCUGCCGCCUUGGUUCGACGAGGCCAAGAUCGGCGUGUUCCUACACUGGGGCGUGUUCUCGGUGCCCAGCUUCGGGAGCGAGUGGUUCUGGCACAACUGGCAUGAGAUGCAGCCCGCGUACGUGGAGUUCAUGGUGCGCAACUACAGACCGGGCUUCACGUACCAGGAUUUCGCCCCAGAGUUCACGGCUGAGUUCUUCGACCCCGCUCGUUGGGCCGAUAUCUUCGCCAAGUCGGGAGCCCGCUACGUGGUGUUGACGGGCAAGCAUCACGAGGGCUUCACCCUCUGGCCCUCGAACGUCUCGUGGAACUGGAACGCCCAAGACGUGGGACCGCACCGGGACCUGGUGGGGGACCUGGCAGAUGCUGUUAGGCGCCGCGGAGGAAUGCGGUUCGGCGUGUACCACUCCAUGAUGGAUUGGUACCACCCACUAUACCUGGCCGACAAGGCAUCCGGAUUCGAGAGUGCCCUGUUUCCACCCGCCAAGGCCAUUCCGGAACUGGUGGAGAUCGUGAAUAGAUACGAACCAGAUAUUGUGUGGUCUGACGGAGAAUGGGAAGCGCCCGACACUUACUGGAACAGCACGUCUUUCCUCGCCUGGCUGUACAACGACAGCCCCGUGCGCUCCACCGUGGUGGUCAACGACCGCUGGGGCAAAGGCGUGCGCUGCAAGCAUGGCGACUUCUUUAACUGCGAUGACCAGUUCAAUCCGGGCGUGCUUCAGCCACACAAGUGGGAGAACUGCCUACCAAUUGACCAGCGUUCCUGGGGCUACAGACGCGAUGCAAGCCUCUCGGACUACCGCACCAUCGGCGAGCUCCUCGACAUCCUGGCCAGCACGGUCAGCUGCAACGGCAACCUUCUCAUUAACGUCGGCCCGACCAAGGACGGCAUCAUCGUUCCGGCUUUCGAAGAGCGGCUCACUCAGCUGGGGCAGUGGCUUGCGGUCAACGGCGAAGCCGUCUACGGAUCGCAGCCCUGGAAGCACCAGAACGACACUGCCACGCCGCACGUGUGGUACACGGCCAAGGCUGACGUAGUGUACGUGUACGUGAUGAGGUGGCCCAAGAACGAGCAGCUCUUCCUGGAGUCUUUGGAAUUGUCGCAGCAAAGUACAGUUACCAUGCUUGGGCUGCCCACCGAAGAAACUUUUUCUUGGGUGUCACAUCAAUCUUUAGCAGACGUGGGCCAACGGCCAGCAGCUAGGAAGGGCACGACUGUCUUCUUUCCCAAGCUCACCCCAGACAAGCUGCCCACGCCGUGGGCAUGGGUGCUGAAGGUUGAAGGUGCCAUCUAACUUUGAUUUAGGUGAAUGUUAUUGCUCUUGGAUGAACGACUUUCAUGCUUUUCAUGGUCUCGUUCAUACUGAAAUAAAUUCCCCUUGCCGCAUACUCCUCCGGAGUGACAGCGGCAAAUCAGAAAUAAACAAUAACGUGUUGGGAUAUUGCAAGUGUUGCUCAGCGUGCAACUUGGCAUUAGUUUAGUUAAGGCUUAGGGAAAAGGUCCUGCGAAAGGAGCAGAAUGUGGAGAAGAACUGUUGCGGAAACAUUCGAAGGUGACAACAGCAGCAUGAGCAAGACAUGAUGACGACAAGAGAAUCGAUCACGGCAGCGUGACGAAAACGGCCAGAUGGCUACAGAAUGGCGACAGCGUGACGACGGUGAAAUGGCAACGACGACGCAUUUGCGCUAUGUUCUCCAUACUUUCUCAUGCCACCGAACCCAGAUAUUUCUCCGACCAUUCACUUUAGUUCAUGGAAUUUUCACCCACUGUGGCAGUCAGUAUACUCGAACAUACCUGGUGAGCUACAUGGCUUUCCCCGAGAAUGAAAGACUUCACUCACCCGCCAGCGCUGUAUCGCUAACCUCCAAAGCAAAGACAUCAACCCUGGAACGUUGGCAAGAGUGAGUACCGAUCGUUAAACAAUGACAAAGGGUGUAGCGCCGGUUCCUGUCAUUUACUAUGACAGUUUCGCGCAAUUUAUCUUCACGCAUCUACCCCGACAGGCACGCUAACUUUCGCCCACUCUUUCGCCAACGUAUCUAGAAUAAGUGAAUGGACGCACACUUGGAUAUAUGCGUACUUUGUACACACAAUAAAUGACGAACUACAUCGACAGCACACGAGUCGUCGAAGCUGAA
Molecule: messenger RNA, 2438 nt
Organism: Dermacentor andersoni
Lineage: Eukaryota; Metazoa; Arthropoda; Arachnida; Ixodida; Ixodidae
Product: alpha-L-fucosidase-like
Biological process (GO): fucose metabolic process; glycoside catabolic process
Cellular component (GO): lysosome
Molecular function (GO): alpha-L-fucosidase activity
Source: RefSeq, a predicted model, not a curated record